This is a messenger RNA of Didymodactylos carnosus, 845 nucleotides long. The record is from the annotation of a GenBank genome assembly. Lineage: Eukaryota; Metazoa; Rotifera; Eurotatoria; Philodinida; Philodinidae.
CGGAUGUGGCAGCAGAUGUUAGUGUGAGUUUCUUGAUCGUUAUCACAUUGUAAACUUAAAAUGCGCGUUUUAAUUCGACAUAUUUUAGAUGUAUAUUGGUGGUAAGGACGGUUAGCUAACGUCAUGUCAAUUAACGCUUACUGAUCGACAGCUAGUAUAUGAAAAUUGAAGAACUGCACGUAUUUGACCAAUUAGGGCGAACAGACGGUGGUUAUUUGUGAUGUUUGUAACAGUUGAAAUGAAUUCUGAAAAAGUUGUAUGAGAGAUGACGAUUUAUUAUUGGCAAUAUAUAUUUAAAUUAAAAUUAUUAUUGGUCAGAAUAUAUUAGUGAAACUCCGUGUUCUUCUAUUGAAAUUUAAUAAUAUCAAUGUGGAAGUAUUAAAUGUUUUUUCUUACGAUGUAGAACUAGUCUUUGUACUUUAGAAAACAGACUUUUAUUUAAUAAGUUUGUCUGAUGGACGAAAAUGAAAUGAGUCCUUUAGUUAAGAUAUGUUAACUGUAUACUUUCGCUUUUGGAAAAGACAUCAACGUUGCGUUUGCAAAGAAUGCCAGUCGAAAGUUUUCUUAUGAAUAGUUGCUUUCAAGUUUUUCUGAUUUUGUGAUAUCUAUAUACAGUACAAAAUUUUAUUUUGUUUAUUUUUAUUCGAAUUUUCUUGCCCUUUUAGUAUGUUAUUGAUAAUAUUGUUGCAAUAAAAGACCGAACGCAGUUCUUGUUUCGUUGGGAAAGUAGUCAAACGUCGAUGGUAAAAUGUCGAAAAUCAAAUGUCGACAAUGUAAAAGGUCGACAUCAUGAAAUACAAAGAAAAGAAGCUGAUGAUGAAAAAAUAAAAUUGGAACAUGAAUAA